CCCAUUCCCUGAUAGUUCAAUCAUGUCUGAUGUAAUACUGAAGCUUUUACUGUCCUGCUCUUUCCAUUUUAUUUAUCCCCUCCCCUCUGUUUUAUGGCAUAAUCUUAUCAAGCCAACGCCCUGUUAUAAAGUAAAUCUGCACACAAGGCUGCACAGUAAACUACUUGUUUUCAUAGCAUCCUCAAGGAACUUCAAAGUCAUGAGAAGCUCCUGGCUCCUGUUCAUCUGCAUCUUAUCAGGCAUCACAGCUACAGAUUCGCGUUUGUCAUGUCUAGUGUGUGCGGCAGAAAAUGCGAAGAACUGCGAAGGAGAACUAACGGAAUGUCCAUUGGCCACUGACAAAUGUAUCUCAAUUCAUGAAGUAACAAAAAUAGGUGCACGAGAUAGGUCUCUGUUCAUGAGACUGUGCGGUAACUGUUCACACGAUAAGCCGAUGACUGUGCGGUUCGACAAAGGGAUUCUGAAGAUCAAUGUAGCCUGCUGCAACACGGACGCUUGCACGCCUCCUGAACCCACCAUUCCACCAGAAAAACCUGGCACCAAAGAUGAAAAACUUAAAAGCAAUGGAAUUAGAUGUAAAUCCUGCUUUGCUGAAAACGCUAAAGCUUGCGACUGUAACACCUUUGUGAAUUGCAGCGGGGAGGAGAUGAAAUGUAUUUCGCGGCAGAUAUCGGCUUCCUCAGGGAGUUACAACCAUGUGGCCGCCAUACGAGGCUGCGCCACUAAAGACAUGUGUGAAUACCGCACAGAAAACAUAACAUCAAAGGCCAUGCAGACCAUCCAGCUGAGAACCAGUUUCACAUGCUCGGAUGACAGUGACAGCGUCCACAACAGUUUAUUAUUGCUGGUCCUUACUGCCACUAUGUUCUCCAAGUUUACAACAGCCAUGUGAUGUCCACCUGUAAAAUAGCUUUCUGUACCAAGAAAAACAGUGCAAAAAAGUGUAAUUUUACAAAUGCUUCGCUUUACUGAUUACUAAUAUUUAUAUAAAUUAUUCUUCAUACAUAUCCAAAGCUAAUAAAAUCUACUGUGUAGUGUAUUAUGGAAGCUCACAAGAGAGACCGGUAAAGAUAAGGAACUAUCUGGAUAAGCCUGGGAAAAAAGUGAAAUUCCUUUCGUGUCCGAUUCGUCAAAUUAAAAAAAAAAUUGAUUCGUGAUUCUACAUGAAUAAAAUCUGCUCCAAUUGGCCUCAAAAUUGGUAUAUGACACUACGAGGCCUCCUAGGAGAGUGACACUGACAUACAGCGGGUUAACACAUGGGUGAUGGAUGUAGAUGGUGUUUAAACACACACUGUGUUAUGGGAAAAAAUAUUGGCUUGCUGGGACCAAGAGUUCAAAAAUUAAUGGGGGCAGAUCCCUUCUGCACUUAUCUUUAGAACGGUGCACCGCCAUCCUCCAUUCAUUGCUAUGGGAUUGCUGAAAAUAACCAAGCGGCUUACUCGGCAGUCCCAUUGAAAUGAAUGGGAAGCAAACUUCACAAGUACGGUAACCCCACCGCUCCAUUCACUUCUAGGGGGUGACAGAAAUAGCCAAGCCAGCAUUUUCAGUGCUCCCAUAGGAAUGAAUAGAGGGUGGCAUGCAUCCUCCAUCACUUUACGGGCUCCGUUCUAAAGAUAGGUGUGGGUCCGCAGCACUUUACAGACAUUAGCCUCAAGCUGUCCCCAAUGGGGCUCACAAUCUAAGUCCCCUAUCAGUAUGUCUAUGGAGUGUGGGAGGAAACCGGAGAACUCGGAGGAAACCCACCCAAAAACAGUGAGGACAUACAAACUCCAUCCAGAUGUUGUCAUUGGUUGGAAUCAAACCUAGGACCCCAGCGGCAAGGUACCAGUGCUAACCACUGAGCCACCGUGCUAAAUGUAAAUUAUACCCUACGGUGAACGCUGUAAAAAAAUAAAAAUACAUUUUAAAUGACAGAAUUGCUAGUUUAUACUUAGUUGCCACUAAAAAAACUUAAUGAGGGUCGCAGGGGCGUAGCUAGAAAUGACUGGGCCCCAUAGCAAAAAAAAAUUAUGGGCCCCCCCUCCCGGAUCUCCCACCCCCACAUUACCUCUCGGACCUC
This is a messenger RNA of Bufo gargarizans (Asiatic toad), 2059 nucleotides long. RefSeq names its product phospholipase A2 inhibitor and Ly6/PLAUR domain-containing protein-like. The record is from RefSeq and is a predicted model, not a curated record. The transcript has 5 exons. Bases 23 to 892 code for a protein of 289 amino acids. Lineage: Eukaryota; Metazoa; Chordata; Amphibia; Anura; Bufonidae.